AUGAAGAACUACCUGAGAACAUCAUCAUCCAAUGAAAAGAUAUCAUCAUUGGCUCUAAUGUCUAUUAAGAAUAGUGUUCUACAAAUUAUAGAUUUGAAUGAUAUUAUUAAAGAGUUUGCUGUACAGAAAGCUGGAAAAAAAUUAUACAUUUUUAGUAUUGAAUAA
This is a messenger RNA of Cinara cedri, 165 nucleotides long. The record is from the annotation of a GenBank genome assembly. NCBI's taxonomy places the organism in Eukaryota, Metazoa, Arthropoda, Insecta, Hemiptera, Aphididae.